Messenger RNA from Microplitis demolitor, 2921 nucleotides. RefSeq lists its product as uncharacterized. Gene Ontology annotation, biological process: nucleobase-containing compound metabolic process; translation. Gene Ontology annotation, molecular function: structural constituent of ribosome; mRNA binding. The record is from RefSeq and is a predicted model, not a curated record. The coding region runs from base 152 to 2800 and encodes 882 amino acids. The transcript has 3 exons. NCBI's taxonomy places the organism in Eukaryota, Metazoa, Arthropoda, Insecta, Hymenoptera, Braconidae.
AACGUAUUUUAUUAUUCAUUGAACAAUACUCAUGGUGCAGAGACUAUUAUUUUUAGUUGUUCAUUAUUUGAAAACGUAUUUUUUAAAAUAAUUAUUGCGCCGGAAAUUUUUUGGUUAACGAACAUGGAUUCAUUUCUCCUGAAAUUAGAAGAUGCCAAAGCGUAAAAAUCUCGAUGAUACAAUUGAAUUAUCAGACUCUGAAGACGAAUGUCCUAAACCUGCGAAAAAAACAAAACGAGUUGUAAAAACCACUAAAAAAGUAUCAGAAAAACCAAAAAAAAUUGCUAAAGAACCAAAACAAGUUUCAAAAAAACGUAAAACUGAUGCUACUGAUACUAAAAUGGGUUGUCUGUCAUCAAAAAAAAGUAAAGAUGAUGAAUCAAGCAUAGAACCAUCACCAAAAGCUAAAAAAGCAAGAGUAUCUAAAAAGAAAGCAGUUGCAAGUCAAGUAGAAGCUGAUGUGUCAUCAAGUUCAUCAGUAAAUCCUAGUUACAGUUUCCAGUUUGACCAAAAUCACUUAAUCCAUGAAUGGAACAACGUCGACUACAUUCAGGAAUAUAAUGGAGUGACACGACCAGUUGCCGAGGCUGUUGUAAAACUUUUUGACAGCGACAACACGAUCCCUUUCAUUGCGAGGUACCGAAAAGAUCAGACACGCGGGCUGGAUGCUGAUAAACUGAGACUGAUCAAAGAAAGUUACGAUCGCGUGAAAGCGAUAAAGCACAAAGCGGACCUGGUGAUAAAAGCCAUCGACAAAUCGGGCAAAUGGACUCCGGAAAUCCAUAAUCAAGUGAAAUCAACCAGAACUCUCACCGAACUUGAGUACAUUCACUCGCUGUACAAGACCGGGUCCAAAAGGACACUCGCUGAAAGAGCCAGAGAGCUGGGUCUGGGUCCAACUGCUGAAGCUGUUUUGAAGGGCGACAAGAUUCCCCAUCUAAAAAGUUUGAUUAAGUCCAACGAAGAAGGUCUUGAGAGCGAGGAUCAGAUCAAAGAGGGCAUAAUUAACAUUCUUGCGGACGUUAUCACUAAAAAUAAAGAGACUUUUGAUAAAAUUAAAGAGUUGCGUGAAAAUGUAUCGGCAACCAUACAAACCAAGAAGACCAAGGAGACUAAGGAGACUUCUGCUGGUGAUUCUAAAGUUAAACUUGAAAAGAAACAUGUAGAGGAUAAGUACAAGAUGUACUACGACUGGAAAGGUGUUGAAAAAUAUAUAAAACCUCAUCAGACACUUGCUAUGAACCGGGCCGAGAAGGAGAAGGUUAUUGCGAUCCAAGUGAUAGUUCCGGAUCACUUUGAAAUCCAGUUAAAAAAAUUUAUCUUACAAUUGUACCAGUCUGGCGUUAACUCAUCGGGAUUUCACAAAGAACUGAUACAGAAAGCGUUCGAUACUGCGUACAAAAAGUACAUUAAGCCCUCGGUGAUAAGAAGAAUCAGAAGCGAGUUGAGUGAGAAGGCCGAAGAAGCUUCCAUGGAAGUCUUUGCUGUCAAUGUCAAGCAGUUGCUCCUGGUCCAGCCGGUGCGCGGAAAACGGAUACUGGGAAUAGACCCAGGAUUCAAACAUGGCUGUAAGCUUGCUGUCAUUUCCGCCCAAGGCGAUUUACUCACUACAGCGACUAUUUAUCCGCAUGCUAAUAACGACAGAUCGCGACGAGAUGCUGCUGAUACGCUUGUCAAGCUCGUACGCAAAUACGAUGUCUCUAUUUUGGCUCUGGGUAAUGCAACAGCUUGUCGCGAAACCGAAAGUUUUAUAUCUGACAUUAUAAAUUCAGAUUUGUUCGAUAAACAUAAAGUUAAUUAUGCGAUUGUUGAUGAAUCCGGGGCUUCAAUUUACAGUUGCAGCGAUGAAGCUAAAGUUGAAUUUCCUGAUUUAGACUGCAAUGUAAUAUCAGCUGUGUCAAUAGCCAGGCGUCUUCAAGAUCCACUUGCAGAGUUGGUUAAAGUUGAACCAAAAUCACUGGGAGUUGGAAUGUAUCAACAUGAUUUACCAGAGAAACAAUUAAUGUCGAAACUAAAUGAAGUUGUGAGCGAAGCCGUCAGUUUUGUUGGUGUCGAUAUAAAUACAGCGUCACUCUGCUUAUUGAAACGAGUUGCCGGAUUAUCGGAUGCCCGAGCUACAAGCAUAAUAAACUGGAGGAAGGAGAACGGACCAUUUAUCAAUCGGGAACAGUUGCGGAAAGUAAAAGGUAUUGGUGCUAAAACUUUUGAACAAUGCGCUGGAUUUAUACGAAUAAUACCCGAGACUGCGUUAUCUCAAUCAUCUGGAUCUAGUUCUACGGAUAGAACAAAAGAUAAAAUUAAAUUUAAUUAUCUGGACCAAACGUGGAUUCAUCCCGAGUCAUACAGCAUCGCCGAGGCUUUUAUCAAAGCUUCCGGUGCACGUCCUGAGGACUUGGGGUCACGUAGUUUUAUUUCCACUAUCAAUCUCUUUGUCGGUGGUAAGAAAUUCGCGCAAUUGGCGGCACAGCUGGGUGCCAAUGAGACGACGCUGGAGGUGAUUGUCAAGGGACUCAGGAUGGAAAAGGGCGAGGACAUCAGGCGACAGGGUAGCGCUCCGUUGUUCAGGAAAAGCUUGAGGACUAUCGAUGACUUGGAAGUAGGUUCUGUUUUGAGUGGAGAAAUCAGGAAUGUCACGCACUUUGGUGCCUUCGUUGACAUCGGCGUCGGGACUGACGCACUGAUCCACGUCAGUGGGUUCAACGGAUUCUGCCUGUCGAUUGGACAACGCGUUGAGGUCAAAGUCACCAACAUUGAAAAGGCCCGGAGUCGCAUCGGCUUAAGUUUAAAUAAAUGUCUGUAGUUUUUAUUUUAUGUCUGUUUUAUUUAUUUUUUUGUUACUUAGUAAGACAAUAAGUAAUUGGUGAUCUAAUUAGUUAUUAAUAAUUAAUAAAUUGUUUUUUAAAAAAAAAAUACCCGAUGCU